Zychaea mexicana is the source of this 1249-nucleotide messenger RNA. RefSeq lists its product as uncharacterized. The transcript is spliced from 6 exons. NCBI's taxonomy places the organism in Eukaryota, Fungi, Mucoromycota, Mucoromycetes, Mucorales, Lichtheimiaceae. Bases 317 to 1069 code for a protein of 250 amino acids. The record is from RefSeq and is a predicted model, not a curated record.
AUCGCAAACAAUGUUAUCCCGAUGAACCAGUAUACCUUAUGAGGCAUCAUUUGCUUGCAGCAACACCCACGCAGCCAGAAAUGGCGUUUCACCUCUGGAAUUUUACGCCACGCUUCGAGGGUUUGGACAGACAGCUGUCCAAGCAUUUGGAAGCACCGUAUCUCACGUUCAUGAUUUCCAUAAAGAUGAAACGUUGCGUAAAAAUCUCGGCCACUUCAAGUAUUUAGAGAUUGCCACGCUAGUAGAAGAAGAACUGGUAUCGGAAAAUGAAUGGGCAAAAGAAAAAUACGGAUGUCCUGCGUGUCCUCCAAAUCGAAUGUUUAUCGCUAUCGAUGGCAAUAUGCAGCUUAAAUGUUAUAAAGCAAAUGAGCACGACAAAGAAAAAUAUGUCGAGAAACGGAAUUAUUCCGCUGACGAGCAUCAAGCCAAGUAUGACGAUCAUACCAUCCGUGAAGGAGUUAGUGAUGCAUCACGUAACUGUGACAGCAGUUUUAAAGCAACCGCAAACGCUUCUCGCGGUGAUCCCCUCUGUCAUGAAAGUGGUUUAGUAGGAGCUAUCUGCGCUCGACAUGAUAUUCCUUUAGAAUUCACAAAUAUAUUUGAAUCUGGAGAAAAAUUCAAGUAUGCCCUUGCCAUCAUUGACGUCUUAUUGCAAAAGCCAGGCGUGAAAAUCGAGGCAUUGAUGUAUGACAUCGCUUGUCGAAUCAAAUCAGCCAUACGAAGCAAUUUUCCCGAGCUCAGGGACGAAAAUAACACGAAGAUCGCAGUUAGCGUUUUUCACGCGUAUGCACAUUCGAUAAAGUGUCAAGUCGACUAUAACCCACGUUAUGUCAAAGGGCUUGGCUUGACCGAUGGAGAGGGCAUGGAGCGACUUUGGUCGUAUUUGGGACAGUUCGUUUCCAUCACUCGACCAAUGAGCGCAAAAAACAGAGUUCUGACGCUGUGUCAUGCGAUAUCACACUUCAAGCAAAUUCGUGUUUCGACUUUACGUAAGUUUUUUCUGCAAAAAAAAAUAUCUAUUUGUUUCAUCAGCGAUAAACCUAUCACGGCGCAAAAAGCUUGCAAAUGAAAUACUUUUAGAAUCACUAUCGUAUCUUGACGAAGAAGUAGCAGGAAAAAGCAAUCAAGAGCUCCAGACUGAAUGGGAUAGAUUCUCCCAAAGAAUACGCAGCGAUCAUGCAGUGCUGCGAACUCAUACGUUCGAAGUCUUAUUAUUUACUAUGAUACAAAGAAUAAAUCCGACGCGGUG